AUGCAGCCCCCCGUCCCAGCUCCUCAGCAGCAACAGAAUCAAUAUCAGGUACCUUUGGGCCCACCCCCUGCAUACACCCAGGAGUCACCUUAUGCUCCGCGCAACAGUACGUACCAAGGGUACAACCCUCAGCCGCAAACGCACCAUGCGCCUCCGGGUUCAGCAUCCCAGCAUCCUCCAGGAUAUCCUCAGGGAGAUCAAUCCCCACCAGCUGGUCGUUACGACCAAAAAGGCACGGAGUACCCAGCAUACCAAGUGGCUUCCCCAGGAGGCAGGGCAGGACCAUCAAAUUAUCCUUUAUACCAGCCAAACAACAGUCUGAGCCCAUACAGCCAGACUCCAGAGAGUAAAGGGUUAUCCCUAGCUUCAUUCUUUGGUAACACGGGCCCUCCGCCAAUGUGGCAGCGUCAACCGCCUCAGCAUCUGCCUCACGACCAGUUCCCUCCCAUGUGUCUCAUCUCAAACGGAACGGACCUGAGCAAAGGCUUCCCUGAGGUGCCUCCCCCAUGUCAACCAUGUGUUCACCCAUUUGCGACGCAUGAUAUCUUGGAGGAGGAUUGGAAACGAUUCCUGGCAGACGUUAAGAAAGCGGCUUCAUUAUCUGGAGGACAACGCAUCAAAUCGAAUGUCAUACCAAUGGUGACAGGCCUCGGUUUUGUCGGCGGUUUGUUCCUGACUAGAGGCAUCGAGAAACGAAUGAAAGCGAAGAAUCGCAACGCGGCGGGAGACGUCGUUGAUCACUGGAACUACUACUUCUUCGGACCUCGCAAAAUGGAAGCUGUUCUCUGCCAAGGGUCCGAGCGCUUGAGCGGCCGUGAGGGUGCGGCCCCGCCUUCUGAGUAUGGUCAGCUCCAGAUGGCAAAUGGCCUCCGUCGUCGAGCCUCAAACUCUGAGGACGACAAGAGUCACCGUAGGCAUGGAUAUGGGCCGUCUGCAUCGUACAAGUUUGAUAAAAGAGAGCGUCGGGCCGCGAGAAGAGAGGCUAAGACUGAGAGACGCCAGGAGAGACGCGCUCGUAAGGCGGAACGUCGCAGUGGUAAGGCUCGUGGGGGAAAUUCGGAGCCUUACCAGCUUUUCAUUCAAGCUAUCUAG
Messenger RNA from Suillus subaureus, 1092 nucleotides. RefSeq lists its product as uncharacterized. NCBI's taxonomy places the organism in Eukaryota, Fungi, Basidiomycota, Agaricomycetes, Boletales, Suillaceae. The record is from RefSeq and is a predicted model, not a curated record. The transcript is spliced from 7 exons. Bases 1 to 1092 code for a protein of 363 amino acids.